Molecule: messenger RNA, 4838 nt
Organism: Haliaeetus leucocephalus (bald eagle)
Lineage: Eukaryota; Metazoa; Chordata; Aves; Accipitriformes; Accipitridae
Gene: ZBTB39
Product: zinc finger and BTB domain containing 39
Exons: 1
Coding region: 107-2245 (712 amino acids)
Biological process (GO): regulation of transcription by RNA polymerase II
Cellular component (GO): nucleus
Molecular function (GO): protein binding; RNA polymerase II cis-regulatory region sequence-specific DNA binding; DNA-binding transcription factor activity, RNA polymerase II-specific
Source: RefSeq, a predicted model, not a curated record
CCCUUGCCCUGCCAGUUUCUGGAUGCCAAGCACCUCCUGCUCAUGAAGCUGAUGAAUGCGUGAAGAAGAAGCUGACCAGGAGAGGGACUCUUAAGCAGCUGCUAAGAUGGGCAUGAGGAUCAAGUUGCACAGCACCAAUCACCCCAACAACCUGCUGAAGGAACUCAACAAGUGCAGGCUCUCCGAGACCAUGUGCGACGUCACCAUUUUGGUGGGCACCCGCUCAUUUGCUGCACAUAAGGCUGUUCUGGCCUGUGCUGCAGGCUACUUCCAGAACCUCUUUCUGAACACGGGGCUGGAUGCUGCUAGGACCUAUGUAGUGGAUUUCAUCACGCCGGCCAACUUUGAGAAGAUCCUUAGCUUUGUGUACACCUCGGAGCUCUUCACAGACCUGAUCAAUGUCGGCGUCAUUUAUGAGGUAGCAGAGCGGCUGGGCAUGGAAGAUCUGCUGAAGGCCUGCCAUUCAACCUUCCCUGACUUGGAGAGCUCAGCUAUCACAAAGCAACCCUCCCUGUCCAUGAGUGAAGGCCGAUCAGGUCCUCUGAGCAGCACCUCCUCGGAGCAGAGCCAUUCUUUGGGUGAAAUCCGGAGUGGCGGGGAACAUUUUGGCCCUGAACGGAAUUACAUCUUACAUGGGGAAGUGGCAGGCAGCUACAAAGAGGAUGACAGGAAUACCGUGAGUGAAGCCAACCAGACUCUUCCCCUGAUGCAUCCGCAGCAGCCUCCCAAGACAGAACAGGAAUCGGAUCAAGGGCAGUUCGCUCCUGCCGCAAGUAUGGCGACCCAGCCCAGCCUGGGCGGUGUGAACAUCGUUGUUCAAACCACCGCAAGCUCCUGCCAGCAGUACAAGGUCCAGAGCAAUGGUGACUACGGCAAGGGUGGCUUCUUCACAGCUGAUCCUUCCGUGGACAUCUCCACGGGGAGUAACUCCUGUCCCAGCAACAGUGACCACUCCAAAGAGCAAGGUUUUGGGCAGAUGGAUGAGCUUCAGCUGGAGGAUUUGGGCGAGGAUGAACUGCAUUUCGAAGAUGCCAGUGAAGAACUGGGCCCAUCAGAAGAAGUUAUUGAGCUGAGCGAUGACAGUGAAGAAGAGCUGGCCUUUGAGAACGACAGCCGGGAUAGCAAGGCAAUGCCCUGCCAGGUGUGCAAGAAGGUCUUGGAGCCCAACAUCCAGCUGAUCCGCCAGCACGCGAGAGAUCACGUUGAUCUGCUCACCGGGAACUGCAAGGUCUGUGAAACCCACUUCCAGGACCGGAACUCCAGGGUCACUCAUGUUUUGUCCCACAUCGGCAUCUUUCUAUUCUCUUGCGACAUGUGCGAGACCAAGUUCUUCACCCAGUGGCAGCUGACCCUCCACCGACGAGAAGGGGUCUUUGACAACAACAUCAUCGUCCACCCCAGUGACCCGCUGCCGGGGAAGAUCACCAUGUUUGGGGGAGGGCCUGGCUCAGACCUGGCGUGCGCUGCCUGUGGGAAGCCUUUGGCCAAAGAUUUCCACACCGUCCGCAACCAUAUCCUGGACCACGUGAACUUGAAAAGCCAGACGUGCGGCGUGUGUGACCAGAGGCACCUCAGUCUCUGCAGCCUGAUGUGGCACACCCUGUCUCACUUGGGGAUCUCAGUCUUCUCCUGCUCUGUUUGUGCCAACAGCUUUGUGGAUCGGCACCUCCUGGAGAAGCACUUGGCUGUUCACCAGAACAUGGAGGAGGCUCUCUUCCGCUGCCACUUCUGUGGCCAGAGCUUCAAGCUGGAAGCAGCGUAUCGUUACCACGUCAGCCAGCACAAGUGUGGGGGCAGCCUGGACAUCCGACCCAGCUUUCGAGACCGUCUCCAGCAUCAGGGCCUGCAGAAGAGGAAGCUGCCGGACGAGUUCCUGAGCGAAGACUUGGCGCUGCAAAACCAGCCAGGCAACAGCAAGUACAGCUGCAAGGUCUGCGGGAAGCGGUUUGCUCACACCAGUGAAUUCAACUAUCACAGAAGGAUCCACACUGGAGAAAAGCCCUACCAGUGCAAGGUGUGCCACAAGUUCUUCCGCGGCCGCUCCACCAUUAAGUGCCACCUGCGGACCCACUCGGGAGCCCUCAUGUACCGCUGUACUGUGUGUGGGCAUUACAGCUCCACGCUCAACCUCAUGAGCAAGCACAUAGGCGUGCACAAAGGCAGCCUCCCCCCGGACUUCACCAUCGAACAGACUUUCAUGUAUAUCAUCCAUUCCAAAGAUGCGGAGAAAAACACGGACAGCUGAUGGGGUGAGGCAGGGCAGGGCCAGCAAAGGAGCAAAUGCUAAUUACAGAAGCUGUGGAAAAAAUGUCGUUUAUUUUAUUUAAUGGUCAGGCAUCAUGGAUGGAAUCCUCCUUUUCUAUUUUUUUAAAUUUCUUUUUGGCCUUGCUAGGGCUUUUUAGAUUGGUGGCAUUGUACAAAUUAACAGCACGUAAGCUACAUCACUGUUUCCAAGAAGUCUGUCGUGUUUACUUACCUCUGGUCCUGUUAGAGGCCAUCGAGUUCUGUGUUUUUAGCAUUUCUCACUAGGUUUGGAAUCUAGAUUAUUUUUUUUUUAACCUUUUAGCCCACUUGACUAGGCUAACUCUCAGUUUGAGCUUGUCCACAAACUGAUGCUGCUAAGAUUUUUCACACCUGACCUCAGUAGAGAGGGACAGAGCCAGAGCAGGAUGGUGCUGGACUUGAAGAAAAGGAAAAACAAAAAAGAAAAAAGGAAAAACAGACUCAUUCUGGGCAUCACUGGGGUUCUGCUGCUAUUGCAAGGAGAUAAGCAAAGUCCGUGUCACAGAAUCAGCUUUGGAAGUCGUUGCUCUGUUGCAGGGGAGAUGAGCAAGCAGCAUGUGAGUGUGCACAUGCAAAUGAGGAGGGAUACCUGGCGGUAAAUGAGUAGGAGGGUGAUUGUCGCUCGCAAGGGUAUUUCCCAGGCAGUGCCACUGGUCUCUGGGAGCCCUGCCUGAGCCGGGAAUGUGGCUGGCAGUUUCUCUGCCAUGCCCAUGACAUGCCGCUCGCUCAUGCCCCGAGACCCCAUCUCCGAAGGAGGAGAUGAAGGGGUGACACCACCUCUCUGAAGAGCCCGAGCAGCGGGUCAGCUGCGUGGAAGGAAAGAGGUGGAUGCGUGAGCAGGGGGAGCUGUCAAGAGGAGUCGCUGACCUGGAGAGGGCAGGGGAAGCAGGUUCGUGUUGUGGGGUUGACUGCUCCUUGGGAGAUAUAUUGUGAUGGCACGGUCAUGCCUAACUUCUGCUGCCCUGCAGUUGGCCAUCGAGAGCGUGCUGACCUCUCCUCAGCUCUCCUCUGCCGCCGGCAGCCAUGCACAUCGUGCUCUGCCAGCACGGUGUGUCCCAGGGCUGCCAGUUGCUGGAAGCGCUGGCUGCCAGAGAGCGGCGUCGCUGCGGCUGUGUGGAUCCCAGCAAGACAAGAUGUGAUGAAGCUGUUGCCUUAACUCCCAGGAAGGUACCUUUGAGGACUCUUCUCUCUGCUGAAGGGAUAGCCCCCUCCCGUGGUUGCCGUCGUGGCUCACUGCAUCCCGGACAAGUCUCGUGGCAAAUGUGUGUUGCAGGAUGUUGUUAGUGCGAUGUGAGUUCAUUCAUCUUUUGUCGAAUCCUGCCGUAAAUUCAGCAGGCGCCGUCUGGGGGCUGCGGCAGAGCAGCUCUGGGAGCCAGCAGCAAUAGCAGCUGAUGUGAACCUCAGCUCAGCCUCUCCUGGACGCGCGUCGCAUGUGCACUGGGGGCUCCUCGGCGCGGUGGGCUCUCCCGGCUGCACUGGCGAGGUCAGCCCCAUGCCGGCAGUGUUUACACCAGGAAGGGUGGGGAUCGGCUUUUUCCCAUGUUAUCCUGCUGUGGGGCAGAGGUGGAGAGGAACAAAUAUUUCCGAUGCCGCAGCAUGAGUUAUGACUGCCCUUAGGUAACUCAUUCUACCUCACAAACAGGAAGCGCUCAGGGCUUUCAAGCCACAGUCGUAGUAAAUUGGCUCCUGCGCUUCUGUAAAGAUAUGCUGUUACAAAACAAAACUAGUGAUUUGCAAACCCUGUAAACUCAUCCCGCUUUCUCCUCCUCUUGAAGGGACAACCCGCAACAGAGGAGAGGCAUGGGCUGAAUGUGUGGUUGGUGAGCUAGGAAUUCCUGGGGGUUGCUUCCCCCGUUCCGCUGUGGCCUUGGGCAAGUCACUUCACCUCUUUGCCUCAGUUUCCUCAUCUGUAAAAUGAGGGUGGUAACACUUGUGGUACCUACCUACCUCCCGGGAGUGUGGUGAAGAUUGCUGGCUCAUACCUGCAAAGCGUGUGGGAGAUGCAAAGUGCUUGGUGAAUAUUGAUGUUUAGUGUCCUAGGGAAAUGACAGCCUCCAUCCUUUCCUGUUCUGUACCAGUUACUGGACCUGGUCAGGUCAGUUUAGUCCUGUUACAGCCUUCCUCGUUGCAAGCAAACUUACCUUUAGCCCCGUCCCCAUCACAGUCCUGUGAAACGAGCUCUGUAGCAAUGUAAGAAGUGGGGGGUGGCUCAGUGCCGCUGUGUCUGCCGAGGGGCUGUGGGAAGCAGCACUGGGGAGCGGGAAGCAGGGAUGUGUGUGCUGAGGGGUAGUGGCGCUGUAAUGUCCCCUGGGCUUUGCAGAGCACGUCUCCCCAUCGGCUGGGCGCAUUGCUGUUGGGAGCAGGAGGAGUUUGCGUCCUGGGGAGAGGGGAGCUGGAGGGUGCAGAGGUGUGCAGCUGCUGGAAGCCCCUGCCCUUCAGCUCCAUCCAUCCUUCUAUCCCUGUGGUUUGCUUGUAAAGCUGCGUUUCCACCGCGGCACCUCCUGGUCCAGGUCCAGACUUGCUGUGACGGGGGAAGAGAAAAGAGUCAGUGCUGA